Molecule: messenger RNA, 1667 nt
Organism: Laccaria bicolor S238N-H82
Lineage: Eukaryota; Fungi; Basidiomycota; Agaricomycetes; Agaricales; Hydnangiaceae
Gene: LbTsp2-B
Product: tetraspanin Tsp2 family
Exons: 4
Coding region: 62-1270 (402 amino acids)
Cellular component (GO): membrane
Source: RefSeq, a predicted model, not a curated record
CACCCAUCACGACAAUUUCUUUUCACCCAUCCUCCACCACACUCAUUAUUCGCUUUCCUAGAUGGAGAACAAUUCUCCUCGUUCCUCAAGCCGGCUGUCUAUUGCCGCCUCAGCAUACUCUGCAGCUGGCUCCACACGUCAUAUACUCGGUGGCCAUAACAAUGUCAGCUCUGGCGACUACGAUCCUCCAAGUUCCCCUCCUGGCAUCAAUGACUCUCGUGACACUUUGAGUCAUUACCGUGGGCCUACAGGCACCACCGCUACCGGUGUCUCACUGAUGGUGAACUACCUCCCCUCCAAGUUCUCCGCGUCCCUUGUCUCUCGUAAGGGUGACAAGGGCGUAGAACCCCAUCUGCCCAAGAAUGGGGGUGGUGUUGAGGCUUUCCGCAGCGGAGAGUCGCGUAUGAGUGGCAGGCGUCUCCGCUGGACCAAAUUCAAAUGGAUUCUUUUUUGCACGAACUUUUGUCUGUCAUUAUACUCCCUUGUCUCCCUCGUCAUCUGCCUUUUAACAUGGUUCGAUGUCUGGGCCCACGCAGAUGUUGUUCGUGUUGGCAAUCGCCCUGAGCUCAUCAUAUCCACCAUUGCGGCUUCCAUCGGCAUCUUCACUUCCCUCAUGGGCUGGGCUGGCAUCCUCAUGAACAACCGCGGCUUUCUCGCCAUGUACACCUUUCUUACCUGGAUUACCUUUGCCUUCCUUGUCACUCCAGGUUAUAUGACCUACCGCCACCGCACAUUCAAUCUUGAGGGCAAGAUUAAUGCAGAAUGGUCUCGUAAACUUGGAGCAUCUGGCAGACUGAGGAUACAGGACCAGUUGGAGUGCUGUGGAUAUUUUAGUCCAUUCAUUGAAGCCACUGUUAGCUCGACAUGUUACGCCCGGGCUCUCCUGCCUGGAUGUAAGCUUCCUUACUUGACGUUUCAAAGGCUCGUGCUUGGCAGGUGGUAUAAGGCUGCGUUCUCCUUGGUCCCGCUGCACAUCGUAGUGAUGAUCGCGGGCUUGCUGUGUUCCAACCAUGUCACGUAUCGCUUUGGAAAGGGCAUGAUGCCAGAGGCGUAUCGUCUCAAUGCGAGCAGCAUGGCAGUGAUAAUGGAAAACUAUGCAAGCCAAUUGGCAGAACAGUACGGGUCUGAGGUCGCAGACGAAGUUUACAAACUAUCACGGUCAAACCUCAGUCUCGUCGGGGACAUGCCCUCGACUCCGAUUAAUACCGCGCGAAGGCCCGCCCAAGCCCCGUACCAUGCCAAGUACGAGUCUCUAGGAGGUGGCCAUUAAAUGAAGAUACCCGAAAGACAAUGUACAAUCUGAAUACCCUUCCCGGAUAACCUCAAGCCCUCCUCCGCUAGACGACGGAUAAUUCGUCAGUCGAUAGCACUUCUUCCCCAUCGUGCUCAAUCUGGCCACCCCUCCAUUGUGGAUUUGGAUCAUUUUUCUAUAGUCAUCUACUUCAUUGGUCGAUAUUGACCUUACUCACUUGCAUUAUUUACGUAUACCGAUCAACACUCACUCAGUCCUGUGUCCACGCUGCACGCACACAUACCAUACAAUCAACCCUCGCAUCAUCAAAUUUCAUUCGUUUGCAGUCACUCUUUAAACUUGGUGUGGAUCGUGUGUAUUACCCUUACGAUUUCCUGUCUACCUGUUAUUUGCAGGUUGUGGAAUGCAUAUAUCU